This is a messenger RNA of Lodderomyces orthopsilosis Co 90-125, 372 nucleotides long. RefSeq lists its product as uncharacterized. The record is from RefSeq and is a predicted model, not a curated record. Lineage: Eukaryota; Fungi; Ascomycota; Pichiomycetes; Serinales; Debaryomycetaceae. The coding region runs from base 1 to 372 and encodes 123 amino acids. The transcript has a single exon.
AUGUUUAGAAGAACAAUUCAAUCCCAAUUACGUUUCAAACCAACCACACAAUUGAGAUUUGCUAGACAGAUUUCAACUGAUAUCAACAACGGACAAAAGGGUUUACCUGUAUGGCCGAACAAAGCCACCAUUGCUAGUGUUUUCGCUAAGGAAGGUCGUAGUUUAGUUGGAUGGUUUGUUGCCCUUACUGGUAUCAUGUUAUGGGGACCAUUUGCAAUUGUUAAAUUAUCUGAUUCUGUUGAUCAUGUGCCAAAGGAUCAUACCGCCCAAGUGAGUGCUCAAAGAGUUGGUUUGGACGAGUUCAAGACUGAAGUUGAUAUUCCACAAACUUAUGUUGCACCUGAUAAGGAAGGUGAUGAUGAUGACGAAUAA